AUGAAAGAUAAAAAUUUUUUUGAUGCCUACAAAGAAUAUCAAAAUAUACUUUUUAAAAAAAGAAAUGCAAAUGAUACCGGCACUCCUGAAAUGACAGCAUUAAAAACAUCAAAUAUAGUUGAUGAACAGUUUUUUCAACAGGCUGGACAAGCAAUUAAUGCAAUAAAUGUUGGUUUAGAUGCGUUGUUAGAAGAAACUAAGAAUAAGGCUAUAAUACUUGGACAUGAAAUAGAAAAAGAAGAAAUAAAUUCUAUUGUAGAAAAUUUAAAAUGA
Rotaria sp. Silwood2 is the source of this 273-nucleotide messenger RNA. The record is from the annotation of a GenBank genome assembly. Lineage: Eukaryota; Metazoa; Rotifera; Eurotatoria; Philodinida; Philodinidae.